Mycena indigotica is the source of this 531-nucleotide messenger RNA. RefSeq lists its product as uncharacterized. The transcript is spliced from 6 exons. The coding region runs from base 1 to 531 and encodes 176 amino acids. NCBI's taxonomy places the organism in Eukaryota, Fungi, Basidiomycota, Agaricomycetes, Agaricales, Mycenaceae. The record is from RefSeq and is a predicted model, not a curated record.
AUGACCACGGCGGCAGGCUUCCCCGCGCAGGAGCUCUCGGCCACGCUGCAUGGACUUCUCAUGACGGUCAACAGCCUGAUGGUCCGUUUUCUCGUCCACUUUGGUCGCUCUGUGCUGACCCCAAGCAUCGCGACAACAGCGCGGACCACGUUUCCAAAAAUUCUAAUAUCCGUGCCGGAGGCUGCGCAGAAAGGACGCCUUUCCGCAAAGAACCCCGAGCUGCAGAAACUUUUCCUGAGGAUGGACCGAACUGCUGGGAUCGUGCAUGCCUUUGUGGAAAGUCCUCCUCGUCUUACUCCCAAGUGCGACUCCAAGUGUCUGACAAAGCAGUUGCGGAGGAACGGCAAGAACUGGAUCAAGAUUGAAAUAUCUCCACACCCAAAUCUCAUUUCUAAAUCCAACACCAGUCCCAGUUUUGAGACAGUGGAACUAAGUGCCCAUAUUGCUGUUGAAGUCUGUGCCAGUUGGAAUGGUGGGAAGCUGUCUGUAUUCCAUUUAGUGUGCAAUGAUAAAACAUCCAGCAUCAAUUAA